Messenger RNA from Actinia tenebrosa (Australian red waratah sea anemone), 654 nucleotides. RefSeq lists its product as uncharacterized. The record is from RefSeq and is a predicted model, not a curated record. NCBI's taxonomy places the organism in Eukaryota, Metazoa, Cnidaria, Anthozoa, Actiniaria, Actiniidae.
GUUGCUGGUAGCAGCAAAGCUAUGGAGUUCCCAGGCUUCAAGAACUGCAUGGGUUAUCUCCUUGGUAGUGGUCUUGCUAUUGGCACAAUAAUAACAGACCGGCAUGUGUCUAUCAGAAAGUACAUGAGGGAACAGCUAUCACACAUCACACACUAUUUUGACCUUUGGCAUCUAAAGAAAAAAAUUCACAAAGUUCUACCAAAAAUAAGUAAAGAAAGUGGGUGUUCUAGUUUGGUUGAGUGGAAAAAGCCUCGUCAAAACCAUUUUUACUGGAGUGCUAUUUCCACUUUGUCAGGGAAUGGCAAGGUUAUAUAUGCCAAGUUCAAGUCCUUCCUUAGCCAUAUCAUUAACAAACAUGAUAAAUUGGAUGGAGAUCCAUUGUUUGACAAAUGUGCCCAUGGUGAAAUACAAGAAAGGAAAUGGUUAAAUAAAGAUUCUCCUGUUUAUGAAAAAAUAUGUAAAUCGCUUGGUAAAACCUCUUUGGUAAAUGCAAUAAAGCAAGCCUCACCACUUGCACAGACAAGCUGUCUCGAAGGUUUUCAUUCGGUGGUGAACUACUUCUCUCUAAAGAUGCUAGCUUAUUCCUAUGUUGGAAUGUACUGCAGGUACAUACUCUCGGUUUGGCAAUUUCCACAUUUGCACUUAAUGAGAUGA